CUGGUGGUUGGAUCAGGAUGGUGUCUCGGUUAGAGCUUCAGACUCUGGUGGUUGGCAUAAACUGGUUUGGGAUGACAGUAUGGACUUUAAUAACUGGACACCGGUUCCUAGUGGGAGGGGGUGAGGUAAAAUAAACGUAAGGCAGGAUAGGGAUGUAAGGGUGUCUGCUAGUCAGGACUAUAAAAGAAGUCUGGAGGAGAAUUAUAAUUCAUAAGAAAGUGACUGGGUUGCUUGUAGGAAGGUGGAGAGGGAAGAAUUUAAAAUAAUACUUAAGUUCAAGGAGGAAGACGAACUGAGGCUGAUAAUAAUGUCUAGGGAGCUGAAGAAAAAGGGGAAAAAAGGCUAGGAGAAGUGGAAAUAGCCAAGAUUCUUCGAGAUGGGAACCUGUUGGUAAAAUGCAGAAAUGGAGAACAGGGAAAUAAAGCGUUGCAUAUUGAAAGUAUUUGCAAAAAGGCAAUAUGUGAAAGAAGAGUUCUGGGUGAGGAUAAAGUGAUUUGUGGCAUUCCCAAUCAUGAAGAUCUGCAGGAAAUAAAGUAAAGCAUUCAAGAAGUUUGCUCAGCGGGGAUAUUAAAGAGAGCGGAUGUAAAUGUAUCACUCGGAGAGGACGCGACGUUCUCGUGCGAGCUUCCCGGCGCUGUCGGCGUGAAGCAGGUCAUAUGGCAGCAGCACGGAGACGAUGGGAUCCUGCGCAAUAUGGUCACGUUCACCGAGCGCUCUAAACCCCAAGUGGACGAUGCGUUCGUGGGCAAAGUGAAUAUCACCGUGGCGUCAGUCCACACAACGACCAUCGUGAUAAAGAAUGUGACCUUCGAAGAAGAAGCCUGCUAUGUCUGCACCUUCAGUGUCUAUCCGUCCGGGACAGAAAGGGAGACAGCAUGCCUCACUGUGCAAGGUUUAUCAGGAAUAACAUUACAGCUUCCCAAUAAACCAAAGGAGAAGAACACUGUUGUCUCUUGCUCAGCCACUGGGAAACCUAGACCUGUGAUCACUUGGCGGUCUGGAGAGGAACAACUGAGUAAUGACUUAUCAGAGUCUUCCACAGUACAGAAUGAGGACAGUACAGCCACAACAACAAGUAACCUCACAAUUCCACAGUCACAAUACAGUGGAAAAUAUGUGACAUGUGUGGCUAAAAGUGGCAGUAUAGAGAGGACUAAAAACAUCAUUUUGGAGAACCCGAUUGAAAAAGAGCCUCCUGUGGCAUCCAGAUAUUAUACCGUUACUGCUGUUGUCGUGUGCUUUGGUGUUUUCGCUGCCAGUUGUAUUCUUAUUCUUUUUCACCGGAAGAGAAGAAAAGAGAAAAAACACCUUGUUGAUGUUGCCUGAUAUACUUGGACAGUUAAAGUCUUUUGUUUCAGCACUUUAAAUGUAUUCUGGAUAUUAUGCCAUUUAAGGUAGUUAGAAUAACAUUGUGAACAUUGUGAAAUAUUUUGUAUUGCGUGCCACUCUUCAAUUAACUUUGGACUUAAGCACUUUAUACACAGAAAGCACUCAAUGCAUAUUUGUUUACACCUGAUUGUUUUUCUUGUUAAACUAUUGUGUAAAUGUAUUUAAAUCUAAAUUAACUGUAAAUAAAUUAGCAAACUAUGUAUAUGUUUCUUACAUAUAACUAUUUAUUACAAAACCAGUCAGAAGUCACAAGUCAUGAUUUUCAGAUACAUAGUGAAAUACAUUGUGUGGGCUAAAACAGUCAAAUUUUAGAUUUUGGCAUAAUAUCAGGGUAUAAUGUCUACACUUUCAUGUCUGGAAAGGAUGUUGCAGAAAUUCAUACCUUAUGAUGUUUAAAACAUGCUGUUAUUGAGAUCAUGCAUUCAAAUCCUGGUAGAAAUGUGUAAAAAAGAGUGAAAAAUGCCCUGCAGAUUUUGUACAAGUCAUGUAUUUCUGAGACUAACUUUUCAUGUCUGGUAUUAAAGUACAGUGGAGAUUUCCCACUCA
Messenger RNA from Neoarius graeffei (lesser salmon catfish), 1935 nucleotides. RefSeq names its product OX-2 membrane glycoprotein-like. The coding region runs from base 694 to 1326 and encodes 210 amino acids. NCBI's taxonomy places the organism in Eukaryota, Metazoa, Chordata, Actinopteri, Siluriformes, Ariidae. The transcript is spliced from 5 exons. The record is from RefSeq and is a predicted model, not a curated record. Gene Ontology annotation, molecular function: cell-cell adhesion mediator activity.